AUGAAAUUCGGCGAGCAGCUCCGUUCUAGCACCAUCAAAGAGUACCAGUGGUACUAUAUCGCAUAUGAUGAGCUCAAGGAGCUGAUGAAGAAAGACUAUGUCUCCCCUCCGACAACGAAGACCCCGCGGCCGAAAAGGCAGGAGUGGACCGAGGAGGACGAGAGCAGGUUUAUCUCACGCAUUGAGCAGGAAUUGGACAAGGUCUACUCGAAACAGAAGCUCAAGGUGAUCGAGAUUUCGAGACGCAUACAGGCUACCGAGCGCGAGGUUAAUGACAUAGUUGCCAGACUGGAUAGUCGGGGCCCGGUGGGGAGAGACUCGGCUGGAAGGAAUGACGAUGACGCACCCACGGAAGAAGAGUUUAUGAUGCUGGAGGAGGAUUUGAACGAGGUAACCGCCGAUGUCAACGAUCUGGCUAAAUUUGUCCAAUUGAAUUACACCGGCUUUCAGAAGAUCAUCAAGAAGCAUGAUAAACAAACGGGCUGGAUUCUCAAACCGGUGUUCGCAACAAGACUAAAGGCCAAACCAUUUUUCAAAGACAAUUACGAUGCGGAUAUUGUUAAGCUGUCUAAAUUAUGGGAUAUUGUGAGAACGAGAGGGAAUCCUGUAAAAGGGGACAGUGCAGCUGGCGGAAGCCAGGGUAGUUUCAUUCGCCAGACGACAAAAUACUGGGUCCAUCCAGAUAAUGUCACGGAGGUGAAGCUGAUAAUCAUGAAGCAUUUACCUGUCCUCGUUUUCAAUCCAAAUAAAGAAUUCGAAGCCAAAGACUCGGCUAUCACCUCCAUCUACUUCGAUAAUCCCGAAAGAUUCGAUCUUUACGAAGGUCGAUUGAAGAAGACAGAAGGUGCCGAAGCUAUCCGCUUGAGAUGGUAUGGCGCGAUGAAUAAUGAGACGAUAUUCGUGGAAAGAAAAACCCACCGUGAAGAUUGGACUGGCGAAAAGUCUGUAAAAGCUAGGUUUGCCAUGAAAGAGAAGAACAUCAACGCAUACCUGGGCGGGUACUUGCUUCCGGAAGCUAUCUUUGAGAAGGCGCGAAAGGAUGGCAAGAAACCUGCCAAGGUCAUUGAUGAGGAGGAAAGGCUGGCUAAAGAAAUCCAAUACUCUGUCCUGAAGAACGGAUACAAACCCGUUUGCCGAUCCUUCUACAACCGGACCGCUUUUCAAUUGCCAGCGGACGCUCGAGUUCGCAUUUCUCUCGAUACCGAGCUUACAAUGGUCCGAGAAGACAACCUCGACGGCCGCACUAGAUCGGGCGAUAACUGGAGGAGAAUGGAUAUCGGUAUCGACUAUCCUUUCUCCCAGCUACCUCCAGAGGAUGUCGAACGAUUCCCAUACGCUAUCCUUGAAGUAAAACUGCAGACUCAAGCAGGCCAAGAACCACCGUCAUGGGUCCGUGAACUUAUUGCAAGUCAUCUCGUCGAGGCCGUGCCUAAAUUUUCAAAGUUUAUCCAUGGCACAGCAACGCUCUUCCCUACUCGCAUUAAUUUACUUCCAUACUGGAUGCCGCAAAUGGAUAUUGAUAUCCGGAAACCCGCUACUCAAAAUUUCGGUAUUCAGCGUACUGACCACAUGACACAAAGCUCAACGAGCGAUGAUGACGAUGAUAUGGAUUCUGACGAUGACCCUGGGGAAGUCUCGCAGGGGUCGACUAUCGUUAGUGAUACCUCUGAGGGAAACUCUCACCCCCGGCGCGAGAUGCGCCGCGACUUUUUUGGCGAUCUUCAACAUCGACCUCCCGGAAACGAUCUCGAUAUUGAAGAACGCGUUGGAGCGGAGCCACUCGAAGACCCGUACCCCCUUUAUGAUUCGGAUAUUGAUGACGAUGAGUCGGAUGUGAUUGAAGAGGCACGCCGUGUGGGAGGCUGGCCGUAUUAUUCGAAGCUCUUGAAGAAACAUGCAAGAUUAGCUGGUCAGCGGGUACUGACAGCUCUGCAUGCAAUUCAACCGACACCAAAUCCCUCCGCUGUCCCCAUAGACGACCGGCAAGCGGCCUUGGCCGUGACUGGUAGGAUCGAAAAUAAACGUUUCAGGGCGCCAAAGGGAAAGAAGAUCCAUGUGCCGGUCAGAGUAGAGCCAAAAGUGUACUUCGCCGCAGAAAGAACUUUCCUGUCUUGGCUCGAGUUCUCUAUCUACCUAAGCACAAUCGCAACAACACUGCUUAACUUUGGUGCGAAAUCCUCUGGCAUGUCCUUCCUUGCUGCAGGAUCGUUCUCCGCCGUAGCAGUUUUAGCGCUGCUAUAUUCGGUUGUUAUCUAUCUUUAUAGAAGUCGCGCGAUCAGAACGAGGCAAGUUAUUAAAUAUCAUGAUAGUAUUGGCCCGAGCACCCUUUGUGGAGCCCUAUUUGUAGCUGUUGUCUUGAACCUGGGUUUUGAGCUGAAGGAAAGGGGGUAUAUAUAG
This is a messenger RNA of Venustampulla echinocandica, 2397 nucleotides long. RefSeq lists its product as uncharacterized. The coding region runs from base 1 to 2397 and encodes 798 amino acids. The record is from RefSeq and is a predicted model, not a curated record. Gene Ontology annotation, biological process: microautophagy; vacuolar transport; vacuole fusion, non-autophagic. Gene Ontology annotation, cellular component: vacuolar transporter chaperone complex; fungal-type vacuole membrane. NCBI's taxonomy places the organism in Eukaryota, Fungi, Ascomycota, Leotiomycetes, Helotiales, Pleuroascaceae. The transcript has 4 exons.